This is a messenger RNA of Colletotrichum abscissum, 345 nucleotides long. RefSeq names its product 37S ribosomal protein S19. The coding region runs from base 1 to 345 and encodes 114 amino acids. Gene Ontology annotation, biological process: translation; ribosomal small subunit assembly. Lineage: Eukaryota; Fungi; Ascomycota; Sordariomycetes; Glomerellales; Glomerellaceae. Gene Ontology annotation, molecular function: RNA binding; structural constituent of ribosome. The record is from RefSeq and is a predicted model, not a curated record. Gene Ontology annotation, cellular component: mitochondrial small ribosomal subunit; cytosolic small ribosomal subunit; ribosome. The transcript has 3 exons.
AUGAUCAUCAAGAUGGGACUGGAGAGCUGCGAGGGGGGCCAAGUUGAGCCGCGAACUCGGGACGGCGGCGCGAGAAGGUUACAAAUAGAGGAUGUGGCUGUUCAAGGAGUCGGCUGGCAGAGAAGGGUGAUUCUCCCCAUCGUGCGCCCCGCCCCCGGACAGAAGGUUGUACCCAUCCGGACGCAGGCCCGUUCCGCCACGAUCCUGCCCAACUUUGUCGGCCUCAAGUUCCAGGUUUACAACGGCAAGGCGUACAUUGACGUGACGAUUACGGAAGACAUGGUCGGUCACAAACUGGGAGAAUUCUCGCCCACGAGAAAGCCCUUCAUCUGGUCCAGGAUGUAA